Molecule: messenger RNA, 1343 nt
Organism: Capsicum annuum
Lineage: Eukaryota; Viridiplantae; Streptophyta; Magnoliopsida; Solanales; Solanaceae
Product: zinc finger protein ZAT6
Exons: 1
Coding region: 309-1154 (281 amino acids)
Molecular function (GO): DNA-binding transcription factor activity
Source: RefSeq, a predicted model, not a curated record
AAAACUAUUUAUUAUAUUAAUUAAAAUAAACAAAUAUACACUCUUUAUUUUUAAUUUAAAAAUAAAAAUACAUAUCAUUAACCUGUACAACUCGUUCACCGCCAUUCCUUACGCAACUUCCAACUCCCCCCCACCCCACCCCCCCAACCCCAACCCUAUAUAUAUAAAUACAACACAACACUUCUCUUUCAGUCCUUCACUCUUUCACUCAAACUCCUUUUAUCAGUUCCCUCUUUGCUUUGCUUUGCUUUAAACCCUAUUCACUUUCUCUCUUUUAUUUACUAUAAUAUAAAAAAGAAACUUUCUUGAUGGCUCUUGAAGCUUUGAAGUCACCCAUGGCGGCGCCACCCCGCUACGAAGAUGAUGUUGAUGAUGCUCAUAAUAUGGAUUCUUGGGCUAAAGGAAAAAGAUCUAAACGACCCCGUGUUGAAAACCCACCAACUGAAGAAGAGUAUUUAGCUCUCUGUCUUAUCAUGCUUGCUCGAAGCGGAACCGGAAAAGAGACUGGAACUGGAAACGUGACUGAACCCGGUUCGAGUGGUGUUUCUGUUCAUGAAGAGCCGGAGAAGAAAACCGCCGAGUUGCCGCUGGUUCGUUAUACAGAGAAGACGGAGCAAGCGUACAAGUGUAGCGUGUGUGACAAGGCGUUCUCUUCUUAUCAAGCACUUGGUGGGCAUAAAGCAAGUCACCGUAAACUUCCUACUGCUGCCACCACCGGCGUCGCCUCUGAUGAUAACAAUCCGUCGACGUCAACUUCCACAAGCGGCGGUGCUGGCGGCGGCGGAGGAAAUAUCUCUGUGCUGAAUCCGAGUGGCCGUUCACACGUGUGUUCUAUUUGUCACAAGGCUUUCCCGACUGGUCAAGCUUUGGGUGGACACAAACGCCGUCACUACGAAGGCAAACUCGGCGGUAACAACCGUGACAACGGCAUUGGAGGAGGUGGCGGCGUUCAUAGUGGAAGCGUUGUGACUACUUCAGACGGCGGCGCGUCGACUCACACGCCGCGUGACUUUGACCUGAACAUGCCUCCCUCGCCGGAAUUGCAAUUGGAUCUGAGAAUUGACUGUGGAAUGAAAAGUCAACGUAUGAUUGAACAAGAAGUUGAAAGUCCUAUGCCUACAAAGAAACCGCGUUUAUUUUUCUCUAUGGAUUGAAUGAAUAAUUAUAAUUAGUAAUUGAUUGGAUUGUGUUAGUUAAAUUAGUGAAUUGCUUCAUGUGAUUUUUAUUUUACUUUUUAGGAAAAGAAAAAAUAUUGAUUGUUUUUUACAGUAUGCCUUUUUAUGUACAUAGUGAGAGUAGGUCAUUCAUUGGUUGGUUUGGCAAUAUAUUCUUUUUUUAAUUUA